UCGGCUAGAUUGGGAACCUCGCUAUAAGGUUGAAAUGGGAUUCCUAAGUUCGGACUUCGCCUGAUAGUCCAAAAAAAAACCAAGUUUACGAAACUUGCGUGGCGGGGUAGAGGAUGUUAUAAAAGCAAGCUUCUAAAUCCACCUGUACACUCACCCAACUGUGCGAUUGCGACUAUGCAUCUCUACCGUGGCAUGCAAAGCUACCAGCGUCCUGCGAAGCAAAGCAAAAUUGCAUCGCAGAGGCAGUAUCGGGUCAAAGAGGGCGACGGGUUCCAAGAACUCAAAGACGUAAUUCGCGCAGUGACAGGGGAGACUCCCCAGACCAGGCGCGAAACCUUGAAGAAAGCUGCACAACUCCUGCAGGAUUUAUCGAGAGAACCUGGGGCGAUUUCUAGGCAUGAGCCGCUCCCGCCCUUGGAAUACUCGUCAGCAUCACCCUAUGAAGCUGACCAGGGAUCUCACACGACUUAUGAACCUCUCGUAAUUCCCAACAACGAGACAUGGACAAACGCUAUUGCGUCAAGGAACAGUAGCCCAAUGUCAGACACAUCGGUGACGAGCUCGAUGCUAGAGUAUCAAGGCCACCCUCAGACAGAGAUCCACCAUGUUGUCGGUGGUGGGGACAACUGGAGUUUAGUUCAACCAACCCCUUCACAAUUUCGACACAAUUCGUUCCCCGGACAGUGGAACGACAUGUCGCUCAUUCACUCGAACAUAGACCGAGUCCCAUACUACUUAGAAAGGGUAGAAGUAAAUUAG
This is a messenger RNA of Suillus plorans, 759 nucleotides long. RefSeq lists its product as uncharacterized. The coding region runs from base 175 to 759 and encodes 194 amino acids. The record is from RefSeq and is a predicted model, not a curated record. The transcript is spliced from 3 exons. NCBI's taxonomy places the organism in Eukaryota, Fungi, Basidiomycota, Agaricomycetes, Boletales, Suillaceae. Gene Ontology annotation, molecular function: protein dimerization activity.